UUGUCUUUUUUAUUUUCUUUGCAGAAGACCAUCAAAUGAAUUGUCACAAUACUCGAAUAAUGCAAGACACAGAAAAGGAUGAUAACAAUAAUGACGAAUAUGACAAUUACGAUGAACUGGUGGCCAAGUCGUUGUUAAACCUCGGCAAAAUCGCCGAGGACGCAGCCUACCGGGCCAGGACUGAAUCCGAAAUGAACAGCAAUACCUCCAAUAGUCUGGAAGACGAUAGUGACAAAAACGAAAACCUGGGUCGGAAAAGUGAGUUGAGUUUAGACUUAGACAGUGACGUUGUUAGAGAAACAGUGGACUCCCUUAAAUUAUUAGCCCAAGGACACGGUGUUGUGCUCUCAGAUAACAUGAAUGACAGAAGUUACGCAGACAGCAUGUCGCAGCAAGAUAGCAGAAAUAUGAAUUACGUCAUGUUGGGGAAGCCCAUGAACAAUGGACUCAUGGAAAAGAUGGUGGAGGAGAGCGAUGAGGAGGUGUGUCUGAGCAGUCUGGAGUGUCUGAGGAAUCAGUGCUUCGACCUGGCCAGGAAGCUCAGCGAGACCAACCCGCAGGAGAGGAACCCGCAGCAGAACAUGAACAUCCGUCAGCACGUCCGGCCAGAAGAGGACUUCCCAGGAAGGACGCCGGACAGAAACUACUCGGACAUGCUGAACCUCAUGCGGCUGGAGGAGCAGUUGAGCCCUCGGUCGAGAGUGUUUGCCAGCUGUGCGAAGGAGGACGGGUGUCAUGAGCGGGACGACGAUACCACCUCCGUGAAUUCGGACAGGUCUGAAGAGGUGUUCGACAUGACCAAGGGGAACCUGACCCUGCUGGAGAAAGCCAUUGCUUUAGAAACGGAAAGAGCAAAGGCCAUGAGGGAGAAGAUGGCCAUGGAAGCCGGGAGGAGGGACAAUAUGAGGUCAUACGAGGACCAGUCUCCGAGACAACUUCCCGGGGAGGACAGAAAGCCUAAAUCCAGUGACAGCCAUGUCAAAAAGCCAUACUAUGGUAAAGAUCCCUCAAGAACAGAAAAGAAAGAGAGCAAGUGUCCAACCCCCGGGUGUGAUGGAACCGGCCACGUAACUGGGCUGUACCCACAUCACCGCAGCCUGUCCGGAUGCCCGCACAAAGAUAGGGUCCCUCCAGAAAUCCUUGCCAUGCAUGAAAGUGUCCUCAAGUGCCCCACUCCGGGCUGCACGGGGCGCGGGCAUGUCAACAGCAACAGGAACUCCCACCGAAGCCUCUCCGGAUGCCCGAUCGCUGCAGCAGAGAAACUGGCCAAGGCACAGGAAAAGCACCAGAGCUGUGACGUGUCCAAGUCCAGCCAGGCCUCGGACCGCGUGCUCAGGCCAAUGUGCUUUGUGAAGCAGCUGGAGAUUCCUCAGUAUGGCUACAGAAACAAUGUCCCCACAACAACGCCGCGUUCCAACCUGGCCAAGGAGCUCGAGAAAUAUUCCAAGACCUCGUUUGAAUACAACAGUUACGACAGCCAUACUUAUGGCAAGCGAGCCAUAGCUCCCAAGGUGCAAACCAGGGAUAUAUCCCCAAAGGAUAUGAUGAUGGACCCCAGCCCCAGCAGCAGCAGCACCAGCAGCUACGCGCCCAGCAGCAGCAGCAACCUGAGCUGCGGCGGGGGCAGCAGCGCCAGCAGCACCUGCAGCAAGAGCAGCUUCGACUACACGCACGACAUGGAGGCGGCCCACAUGGCGGCCACCGCCAUCCUCAACCUGUCCACGCGCUGCCGCGAGAUGCCGCAGAACCUGAGCACCAAGCCGCAGGACCUGUGCGCCACGCGGGUACACGCGCCUGGGCAGAACCCUGACAUGGAGGUGGAUGAGAACGGGACCCUGGACCUCAGCAUGAACAAGCAGAGGCCGCGGGACAGCUGCUGCCCCAUCCUGACCCCCCUGGAGCCCAUGUCCCCCCAGCAGCAGGCAGUGAUGAACAACCGGUGUUUCCAGCUGGGCGAGGGCGACUGCUGGGACUUGCCCGUAGACUACACCAAAAUGAAACCCCGGAGGAUAGACGAGGACGAGUCCAAAGACAUUACUCCAGAAGACUUGGACCCAUUCCAGGAGGCUCUAGAAGAAAGACGGUAUCCCGGGGAGGUGACCAUCCCAAGUCCCAAACCCAAGUACCCUCAGUGCAAGGAGAGCAAAAAGGAUUUAAUAACAUGUCCAACUCCAGGGUGUGAUGGGAGUGGUCAUGUGACUGGUAAUUACGCCUCACACAGAAGUCUAUCUGGCUGCCCCCUGGCGGACAAAAGCAUUCGAAGUAUGCUGGCCACCAGCUCCCAAGAACUCAAGUGCCCCACACCUGGCUGUGACGGUUCUGGACAUAUCACUGGCAAUUAUGCUUCUCAUCGGAGCCUUUCAGGUUGCCCGAGAGCAAAGAAAAGCGGUAUCAGGAUAGCACAGAGCAAAGAAGAUAAGGAAGAUCAAGAGCCCAUCAGGUGUCCGGUCCCCGGGUGCGAUGGCCAGGGUCACAUCACUGGGAAGUACGCGUCCCAUCGCAGCGCCUCCGGGUGCCCCUUGGCGGCCAAGAGGCAGAAAGACGGGUACUUGAAUGGCUCCCAGUUCUCCUGGAAGUCGGUCAAGACAGAAGGCAUGUCCUGCCCCACACCAGGGUGCGACGGCUCAGGCCACGUUAGCGGCAGCUUCCUCACACACCGCAGGUGAGUGGCUGCGUCUGCG
This is a messenger RNA of Macaca mulatta (Rhesus monkey), 2681 nucleotides long. NCBI's taxonomy places the organism in Eukaryota, Metazoa, Chordata, Mammalia, Primates, Cercopithecidae. The record is from RefSeq and is a predicted model, not a curated record.